Messenger RNA from Salvia miltiorrhiza (redroot sage), 1614 nucleotides. RefSeq lists its product as uncharacterized. NCBI's taxonomy places the organism in Eukaryota, Viridiplantae, Streptophyta, Magnoliopsida, Lamiales, Lamiaceae. The record is from RefSeq and is a predicted model, not a curated record. The transcript is spliced from 2 exons. Bases 1 to 1614 code for a protein of 537 amino acids.
AUGGAGGCCUUGAUCCAGCGAAUUCCUGGUGUCCCGGCACCCAUCCACAAAAGCUCAGAGAAUUGCUACGCCGACUCGCCAUUUGUGGAUGAAAUUGCUCUAGUUGAAAUGCCCGUCAAGUUCAACUUUCCAAUCAUGCAAAUGUUUGAUGGAACAACGGAUCCGACCGACCACAUAGCUCAAUACAAGCAACGGAUGUUCACUGCCGCAAUUCCUCGUGAAUUGAGGCAGCAAUAUGCUAGUAGCAGGAAACUUGAAAAGAUAUCAGAGGAUCUUUAUGCUGUGAUCCAACGACGUGACGAAUCCCUUCGAGACUACAUAGGUCGAUUCAACAAGGAGAAGGUGUCCAUUACAAAUUGCAGCACCCAAACAGCGAUCACCGCCUUUCGAAAGGGUCUUCUGCCCGACUCGGACCUCUACAAAGACCUCACCAAAUACCCUUGUAGAACAAUGGAAGACGUCCUCGCCAAGGCGUGGGCACAAAUCAAGUGGGAGGAAGAUCAAUACAGCCAUCACCGAUCUUCACCAAGCAGACACACUAGAAGAGAUUCCAGGGUGGAUAGACGGACGAGUGACAGGCGAUCUGAGCCUUACCCACCCCCACGACAAGAAUACAGAAGGAGACAGUAUGACCACCCUUACGAGUCACGACCACGUGAGAGGGCAAAUAUACCAGAAUACAACUUGUCUAUCUCACCAGCCGAGGCGGUCGAAGCUCUUAAGGGGCUCGGAGACAAGGUCAAAUGGCCAGAAAAGAUGAGGACACCAGCUGAUCAGAGGGACAAGUCAAAGUGGUGCGAUUUCCACGCUGAUCACGGACACCGAACAGAAGAUUGCAUCGCAUUGAAGUUAGAAGUGUCGCACUUACUAAAGCAAGGUCACCUGACUGACCUCCUUACCGACAAGGGACGUCAAACCUUGCAACAAGGCCAAGAUCGUCAGCAGAGCAACACGGAUGUCACCCCGCCUAGACCACCGCAACCUGAUCGAACGGUGAACGUGAUAACUGGCGGAUCAGAAGUUAGUGGAAUCACUCACUCGGCAGCCAGGAGACACACCAGGCAGGCUGGACAUUUACAAGCUGAACAUGGCAAAGCUGAAAGAAACGCAACCAUCCAGCCGGCACAAACCAUCUCUUUCACCACAUCCGAAUCCACCAGGCUACUUAAUCCCCAUCAUGAUGCUUUAGUAAUUUCAAUUUGUAUUGCAAACUGUUUAACCAAGCGUGUACUAAUCGACAAUGGUAGUUCUGCCAAUGUCCUAUUUUUGUCUACUCUCAGGGAAAUGGGAAUCGACGAAACUAAGAUCAUAAGGAAGAUGACCGUUCUCGUUGGCUUCAGCGGAGAGCAAAAAAGCACGCUUGGUGAAAUCGAGCUACCCGUCUAUGCUGAAGGGGUCAACCUAUGCACGCGGUUCCUAGUGGUGGAUUCUCCAUUCGCUUACAAUGUCAUUUUGGGUCGACCAUGGAUACACGAGAUGGGGGCUGUACCGUCCACCUACCACCAAGUCCUGAGGUUCCCGACAAAGUGGGGAGUUAGGGAGAUUCGAGGAGACCAAAGGGAUUCCAGAUCGUGCUAUCAAACAACGAUGAAAGCAAAGCAAGCUGUCUUAUAG